Nezara viridula (southern green stink bug) is the source of this 773-nucleotide messenger RNA. The record is from the annotation of a GenBank genome assembly. Lineage: Eukaryota; Metazoa; Arthropoda; Insecta; Hemiptera; Pentatomidae.
GAUGUUAUACAAUUAAGCCAAGAUAAAACAGGUGUGAAUCCAGUCUAAAACUCAAAAUUUUAAACCGAAAAAAAAUGUAUAGCUUCAUAAGAUUAAUCACUUAUCGAAAUUGGCUGAUGACAAAGGGUGCGAUGACACACCAGCGUCCUAUAGGGACUGGCCGAUACAGGACCGGAGGAAGCGAUGAAACACAGAAAAGAAAUAUAAGGGCCAGGUUGCAACACUUGGAGGAAAUGAUAAAUAUGCUGGUCCAAAAUAAAAUCGAAAAAAGCGUGCGAUCGAAGUGCAAGCACCAGGACACCUCCUUGCCGGACUGCAAGCCGUCCAGGCCCCGAGGGGGGAGGCUUCCGGUGAGGCCCGAGGGUGGCAGGAAGAGGAAAUGAGCCCGCGAUCUCCUCUUCAUCAUAGCGAUAACCCGAUUAGUAUUAGCUUAUUAUUAACAAAACAAAAAGAAAGUAUCAUCACUGAGGCUGUAUUCAAUCCCACUUUUGCUUGAAAAAGUUUCUUCCAUGAAUGCUUACACGAGGAAUCAAACAGAAUUUGAAAAUAAACAAAAGAGAUGAAUUUUUUCUAAUUUUAUUUUUGGGCAUUUUAUAAUUUAUUUGUCAAAAUGAGAGGUCUAGAUUAAAAUUGAUCCCUCAGAUUGUUUCCUAAAAGCAACUCAAAACAUUAAGAGGAAUUAGAGAGGAGUGCAACAUUUUUUUAUUUCUAUGGCCUUCAGCUCACAGCUGCGAGGUGUAUUAUAAGCUACCGGGCGGAGAGGUGACUUCUAU